Molecule: messenger RNA, 1662 nt
Organism: Fibroporia radiculosa
Lineage: Eukaryota; Fungi; Basidiomycota; Agaricomycetes; Polyporales; Fibroporiaceae
Exons: 5
Coding region: 1-1662 (553 amino acids)
Source: RefSeq, a predicted model, not a curated record
AUGAGAGACGAGACGACGCGUGACAUUCGGAAGCCACCGUCGUCAAGCGCCUUCUGGUCCUUUCUGGCCGCGCAAGGCGCGUCUCCCUUCGCAAAUGGCGGUUUCUUUGCAAAGCCCUGUAUUCCCGAUGGCCCACACUCUCUACUGGCACCGGUGCUCACAGUGAGCACUCUCAGCGGACACACGCCCAAGACGUCGGACGUGCGAUUAAUCGCAUUACGUGGAGCUCUAACCAACGACCAACCUCCAAAGCCAAUCCAGGUCGAGGAGGUCAGACUGUGUAUCUCACCCACCCACCUAUCACUACACAAGGCAACUCUCCCUAUGGACGUCGUUCUGACGUAUAGCCCACAGGAUGCCCAUUCCGUGACAGACAGGGACGAAGUGGAGGAUGUUGCUACAGUUGGAGCAGAGUGGAACGUGCUACGGUCGUGCUGGGACGCUUCCAUCGCCGAGCGGACAUUAAGCCAACUAUGUGAUAUUUGCCUCGUGGUUUCGAGCCGACUUCCGACAGAAUUGUGGGAGUGGAUAAUCGAUUUCAUCGCGGAUGAUGACGAGGACAACUACUACAUGCAACAACUCGGCCAAGUGUGUCGUGGAUGGUACGCCCGAUGUCGCUUUCGAAGUCAUGAGACACUUUAUGUGCGACGCAUGGACAAGAAGCAGAUUCAUCGCCUGAUAGGUACCCUGGAAGAGCACCCCGACCGAUGCCGUAACACCAAAGGAGUCCUGUUCGAAUUGGAAUAUGAGUCAAUUGGUCUUUUUGGGUCAUUUGCUGUGCGCAUGGUGCAAAAGCUCCCCCGAGUCGAACUUCUGAGAUUCGGGUAUUGCACAUGGAAUACUGGGCAACUGCACGCACAGAUCUUCCUCCAUAUCACUCUCACAUUUGGGUCGGUCACCAAGCUCGAACUCUUCGAUGUGAACUUCCCGUCUGCGGUUGUGUUUGGGCGGCUUGUGCGUGCGCUCCCCCGCCUCUCCUCCCUCGCAUGCCAUAGUGUGCAGUUCAAGAAUGGCUGCCAUGUCGCAGGUGCGGUGCGAGUGCCGGGCUCCCUUCGACUGGAUGCUGCCGAUCUGAAUGAUAGCGAUGAUGUAUUUGACGUCCUCGUAUCGGCCGGUACGCAUCUUCGGCAUCUCUCCUGCUAUGGAAGCGACUUGGAGAAGCAUUCGGACCUGCUCGCUGUGUCCGCCGAGUCGCUCUCAUCCCUCGAGGUUUGGCUGCUUCGCAGAGUCCCUUCAGUCAAUCUCACUGCCGCCGUCAACUUGGGUGUUCUGUCGUUGGCCUGCAAUCUCGAAGACAUCGCCACGGCAGCCAGUGUCUUGUCUCGCGCAUCUCUACCAAAGCUAGUUGAGGUCGUCAUUAGAUUGUGGCUACAUUAUUUGGAGAGACCUGUCUCCAUCCAGGAUACAUUGAAUAGCGUCGACAAUGACUGUUUCGUACAGAUGGACCGCAUCCUUUCUGGCAAGCAGUUCCCUACCCUCGGGAAAGUCACCUUUCUCCUUCGUUAUGUCGGGCUCGAGACUGUCAAAGAGGCGAUGGACGUCAUACCCGAAGGUUCUUUGGGAACACUGCUCGCAUCAAAGCUUCCAGCCCUCCAUGCCAGUGGUCGCCUCCUGACAUCUGUAACCGUCAAUAUUGACACCCUUCGGUCUCAGGUUUGGUAG